AUGGAAACAUCGAAACGUACCGUCCUUAUCACAGGUUGUUCGGCCGGCGGCAUGGGGGCUGCGCUGGCUAAAGAGUUCCACGCAGCUGGACUUUCCGUGAUUGCGACUGCAAGGGACACGACGAAAAUGGCAGAACUCAAAGCUCUGGGCAUCGCUACCUUACAACUGGAUGUUCAGUCUGCGACUUCUAUCGCAGCCUGUGUCGAGAAAGUGCCUCGACUGGAUAUCCUCAUCAACAAUGCUGGAGCCUCGUACACCAUGCCAGUCUCCGACAUUGACAUUGCAGAAGCAAGAAGGCUAUUCGACACAAAUGUUUGGGGAUGCAUCGCAGUCACCCAAGCGUUUCUGCCGCUGCUCAUGAAAUCAUCACAAGCUGUGAUCGUUAAUCAUACGUCUGUCGGAGUGGGAAUGAGCAUUCCAUUCCAAGGCGUGUACAACGCUUCGAAGGCGGCCAUGUCCAUGUUUUCAAAAACUAUGCGCCUAGAGCUGGAAGGAUUCGGAAUAGCAGCCGUCAAUCUGAAGACCGGCGGGGUGCAGACCAACAUCGUGAAGAACAUACAAGCACGAAGCCCACAAUUGCCCAAAGACUCGAUAUACUCGCCGGCUCGAGAAGCUGUGGAGGCAGCCUUGCGAAGUGAGUGGGUGGAGAAGCGUGGAAUGGGGAUCACGGCCGAGCAAUGGGCCAAGCAAGUCGUAGCGGAGCUCUUGAAGGAGUCGCCGCCGGCGGUUGUAUGGAAGGGCGAGUCAGCUUGGAUGGCUAGCCUUUUGAGUUGGUUGCCAGCACGAUGGUUUGAUGGUAUGGUGAAGAAGAUGACAGGUCUUGUGGAGAUUGAGAAGAUAUUGAAACGAUAA
This is a messenger RNA of Zasmidium cellare ATCC 36951, 852 nucleotides long. RefSeq lists its product as uncharacterized. NCBI's taxonomy places the organism in Eukaryota, Fungi, Ascomycota, Dothideomycetes, Mycosphaerellales, Mycosphaerellaceae. The transcript has a single exon. Bases 1 to 852 code for a protein of 283 amino acids. Gene Ontology annotation, molecular function: triacylglycerol lipase activity; acylglycerone-phosphate reductase (NADP+) activity. Gene Ontology annotation, cellular component: endoplasmic reticulum; lipid droplet. Gene Ontology annotation, biological process: phosphatidic acid biosynthetic process; triglyceride catabolic process. The record is from RefSeq and is a predicted model, not a curated record.